Diatraea saccharalis (sugarcane borer) is the source of this 1082-nucleotide messenger RNA. Lineage: Eukaryota; Metazoa; Arthropoda; Insecta; Lepidoptera; Crambidae. The record is from the annotation of a GenBank genome assembly.
AUGACCUUAAAAAGUAGCAUCUUCCACAGCCAAUCAGCAGUCGUCUACCACAAUUGGAAUGACAGCAGGAGUCCCAAAGAAUUCAAUACGGUUAAAUCGACAGUUCCAUUUAACAUGACCUAUAUAGACAAAGUCGAGAAUUUGCUUAGAGUGCCCAAUAUAAGAAAUAUAGACGAAGAACACAGAAUAAAAAAGAAAUUGACGAAAAAAUCGCCAAAAAGAACUAUACAGAAGAUAAUUAAGAAGAGUCGAUCUCACAAGAAGCUGUAUAUGAACCAGCAAACUAGUACUACAAAAUCACCGACAAAUGGAGAUGUAUUAGAUUAUUAUGAAAAUGAAGAAAAUUCACAGAUGAAUGCUAAUUUGACAAAUACAAAGAUGAAGGACAAGAAAAAACAUAAAUGGAAUAACAGAGUUUCUAGAUAUCCGAUGCCUUUUCAAAAAUUGCAUUCUAUGAAAGAACAUAGGAGAAAUAGAAGAAGUGACGAUAGAGAAGAUUUAUUUGUUCUUACCGAUCUCGAUGAAAUAGAAUUUCUCAACAAUAAUGAUAACGAUGGUGAUAAUAACACAGAUGUUGUUAAUGUACAUGUUAAGAAAUAUUGGUGAUUUUAUAAAAUCAAAUAUUUAUAAUCUAUUUUACUUCUUUUUUUUUAUAUUUUUUUUUAAAUACCACUUGAAUAUGAAAUACUAUCAUACCUUUUUUUAAUAGUUUUAUACUUGGGAUUUGUAUAUUUAAAGAUGGGGAAAGUAGCUUUUUAAAACACAUAUGUAAUUAUUGAAUAAAAAAGCAAGGUCUGCGUUCUUUAGUAAAUGAAUGAAUUCCAAGGUAUUUAAGGGAGGAUAAUCUGUCAAUGUCGUCAACAACUAAGUAUUAUUGAAAUAGUUCGAAGCAAUUCGUAAUAGUGACCUAUAUUAAAUAUUUUUUGUUAUUUCCAUUCUCAAACCUAAGUUUCGUAUUACUAAAGUAUUAUUAAAAUACUUAAGUAAUACGCAAUACGAGCUUAAAGAAAAUGUAUUAAAAGCUCCAUUAGUCACAAAUUUCAUUAGGUUUAUUUUAAAACUAGCUUUUGCCCGCGAUUUUG